CCUUCCACUGCUCAGCAGGUGCAGAGGUGGACGGCAGACAAGGGGAUACAGGACACGAGAGCGCCCGCGGGUGGCCAGCGACAGCGGAUGGACGACGGAGAGAGGGACGACUUUCAGGACGCCCUCGAUGAGGAGGAGAGACGCGAGGGUGGGGCCAGCGAGGAGGGGUUGGCAGACGAGGCAGACGAGGCAGUCGGAGAGCCUAACCUGCCAGGGGAAGAGGUGGUGAUGACGUCGAGAGGCGUCGGUCGAGCGGCUCCCGCUCUUAGGGCGCCGCGACCUGAGUUGGAGCGCGCUAGGAGGGAGAAGAGGGGAGUGGGGGAAGCUGACCUCGAGGUGCGAGACACGGGCAAGGAGAAGAGGGCUCGACAGACGACGAUUGACGAGAUGUACGCCAAGGAGAAGUUGGCCGAGUUCACAGAUGCGUGGCUGCAGUGGAUCUACGCGAAGGGGUCGCCAUUCAACGCCUUCCGUGGUCUGGAGUUCCAGAGGGUGUGGCAGGCGGCAGAGAGAGUGCCAGUAUCCCUUCGCAGAGGGCGAAGGUGGCGACGAUGGGGGGACCGUGAGACCGAGCGAUGUGCAGCGUGGUGGUUUGACCAUGGACGGGCCCACCCGGAGUUGCGCACCAUCGCCAUCCGUGUCAUGCACUUGUGGACGUCUGCCUCUCCAGCGGAGAGGAACUGGGCGGCACACGAGCGCAUCAACACGGCGAGGCGCGUCAAGCUUGGGUUUGCCAAGCUUGCACAGCUGGUUGAGAUUGCCACCAAUCUCAAACCGGCCUCGUGCGCACGGCAGGGUGGUGGCUACGUGCUGCCAUGGGCAAUGGGAACCGGUCGGGAGGGGACAGCGGCAGAGGACGAGGAUGAGGAGGGAGACGGGGAGCCCGAGGUGUGGGGAGCGCGACCUGCUUGCAGUGUUCCCGAGCAGGAGAUCCAGCGGCAGAUUGUCGCUUUCCAUGGCGGCCGACUGUCUAGAGCCCAUUCGGUUCGGGACGUGUUUGGCAAGAGGGCGACGGAGCUGCGACCAUGGCCAGAGGGUGGGGAUGAUGCGGACGCUGCUGCGGCAGACGACUACGUCGACGACGAGUGGACAAACGAUGAUGACACGCCGCUGAGUGGCGACCCGACGGCUGAGCGGGUGUACUUCACUUACGGUGGGGGACGUGAUGGCAUGGAUUCAUUCACAUCAGUUAUCACUGGUGGUGUGCCGUCGACCGCACAGGCGAGUGGCAGCAGCAGAGCCGGUGGUGGUCGUGGAGGACGUUCGCAUGCGGAGGUUGGCGUCGACGACUUGGGGGAGCAGCAGCCACGGGGAGGUCUUCGGCAGACAGGCAGGCGGCUUGGUGGGGGCUUGGGAGAUUUCAGUGUCAAGGGACGUCGACGUGCUUCACCGUCGAAGGUGCGCACCGACGCGGAUGUUGUGCGGGGCCCUGUUGAGACUGAGGACGAGAGGGAUGCCCGUUUGGACCGAGAGGAGGAGGAGUGGCUGGGGAGUUUGCCACGAUGGGAGGGUCGGUUCGCGUAUCUUGACGAGCAGCGUCGGCAGAGGGAGUCGGAGACAGGAGGGGGCGGAGGCCGUGACGACGACGACUCGGGUGGUGGACGCCGCGGCGACGGGGAGACCGCGGGUGAUGAGGGGCAGGAUGUUGUCAUGGGCGGUGGGUCCCCUCGUGGGGGACGUGGCGACGGCAAGACCGCGGGUGAUGAGGGACAGGGUGCCGCCGUAUGUGGCAGAGGAGAGGGUGGGUCCGGUGGAGAUGGGGAUACUGCGGGUGUCGGGGUAGACGAUGGACCGGACGGAGAUGAUGACGACGACCACGGUCCCAAGGACGAUGCGUAUAGGCUCGCCUUGGUGUUGAGGGACCCCACAGUACCUCCCUUGCUCCCUAAGGACUCAGCGCACACUUUCUUCGACGUCGACGCUUUGGCGCAAGCGUUGACGGAUAACCCUUUCGCACACAUGGGCCGCGUGAGCGGCAAUAGGCGGGCCCCUGGGAGGGUGUACUCACCGCCGCCGUUCGAGGUGCAGAGCCCUCUAUGGUCGGGUUCGUCGCUCAGCGGCGUGAGAGGGAGGGAGUCUGGUGCGGGUGAGGUGGGGUCCGACAGACGCAGCGAUGGCGGCAGAGACAGUGCUGGAUCGAUGCCUCCGCCGCCCGCACGGACUCCGGAGGCUGUGGUCGACUUCGGGGACCAGACGGCGGCACCCGGAGUUCCGCACAGUGGCGGUUCCCCGCCGACAGUCCGAGGUGGUGUGGGUGGCGGAUGGUCAGUUGUUCGUCGGGUUGGGGACCAGUUGCGGGCGGAUUACGACACUGGGAGGGGCGUCUUCUCGGGAUGUACGCCAGUUCAGACCCAGGCUGGGGAGGGUGGGUCAGGACGUCCGAGCCUGCAGAUGGCAGGCCGCAUGCUCGGUUUGUCACGAGCGGAGGGACAUCCACGGACAUGCUGCGGGGACAGCAGUACACAUCGGGCAAGGAGGGGUUGUUGAUGCGUCCCGGAACGAGACGACAACGCGGCCUCUUGGAGGUUGAGGCUCGACUCGCGGCAGGGGUCGC
Chara braunii is the source of this 2554-nucleotide messenger RNA. The record is from the annotation of a GenBank genome assembly. NCBI's taxonomy places the organism in Eukaryota, Viridiplantae, Streptophyta, Charophyceae, Charales, Characeae.